Molecule: messenger RNA, 1529 nt
Organism: Empidonax traillii (willow flycatcher)
Lineage: Eukaryota; Metazoa; Chordata; Aves; Passeriformes; Tyrannidae
Gene: PLEKHG7
Product: pleckstrin homology and RhoGEF domain containing G7
Exons: 11
Coding region: 46-1185 (379 amino acids)
Biological process (GO): Rho protein signal transduction
Molecular function (GO): guanyl-nucleotide exchange factor activity
Source: RefSeq, a predicted model, not a curated record
ACAAGUGAAUGCACUUACUUUCUGGAUCAUUUGUUGGUUCUCAAGAUGAUAUUUUUGAACACCCUAAAAUACCUCCAGAGUAAUGAAUUUCUCUUAGAUGUGGAUUUGUGGAGACUUUUUGCAAACUUGGAGGAGUUAAACAAGAUAAGUCUCAGUUUUCUGAAAACUUUCUUUCAAACUGUGAAGGAGCAUGUCAGCAAGACAGACUCUCCCAUGGAUUUCAGCUCCAUACUCAGAAUGUUUUUCCAGGGUGACCUCUGCCAGACACACCAGAUUUAUUGCCUUAAUUAUACUUCUGCUGUCUUCUACUUGGAAAAACUGAGACUGAGAGAAGAUUUUGGCAUCUACCUGAAAUGGUGUGAACAAAAUGAACAAUGCAAGAGGUUGCAUCUGCCAGAGCUGCUGGUCGCUCCUCUGCAUCGACUGACGCGCUAUCCUCUCCUCCUUAACAACAUCUGGAAGAGGAGCACUGAUGAAACAGAGAAAGGCCUUAUCCAAUCACUUAAGGAGAAAGUGGAAAAGUCCAUAUGGGACCUGGAAGGUAAAGUCAAGUGGUUGGACAACUUUCAGAAGUUCAGGCAGCUGCAAGAGGUCAUAAUUUGGCCUCAGGUCUGGGAUCGUGACAAAAGGUUCUUUGUCCCAGAGUGUUUGAAGCAAAGCUUACGAGAAAACAGCAGUGAAAACAUUUUGUCUUCAGCGAACAGACUUCUCCUUCAUGAAGGGAGGUUGAUGUUAGCAGAAAGCACAAGACUCCUUGAUGUCUACCUCUUCCUAUUUGAUGAUUUCCUACUAAUAACCAAAAUCAAGCGCAACAAAAAGAAAUAUGGGGGUUCAGACACCAGCUUAAUCCCUGUCUGUCCUUCCCUCACUCCUGAACUGCAGUCCUUCAUAAGAGAGGGCGGAUUUUGCACAGUCCUGGACCAGCCCAUCCCACUAGACAGACUAACACUGAAGAACAUUGAACCUGUCCAAGUUACAGUCUUCAGCCUGCGAAAUGCUUUCCUAAUACAGCAUGAAAAUAGGUAUCGGCAGUGUAUAGCAGUCUUCUUGCUACAAGCUCCAACAGAGACUGCCAAGAAAGCAUGGAUGUCACAGAUAGAAAUGGCAAUCGCCAAUUACACCACAAGACAUGAAACCAGGAAAAGCACGGAGUUCUGCUUCCCAGUUGAAUCCUCUGAAAUUUAACAAUGCCAGCACUGCACCGACAGAGCCAGUGGAAGACUGUUGUAGUGAAAACACAGUUAUCUCUUCCAGAAUGCCUUAAGUUUCUGAAACUAACAGAUUUCUGACUUAACUAGACAAAAAAGUGAGCAGUUUGGACCAUGCCAUGUAGGAAUAAAUUGGAGAGGGAGAAUGAGCCAUGAAACAAAUGUAUGGCUCCUAGAUGCUCUUUGCUUCAUUUAGGGAAGACUGUCUCCACGCAGGGAAACUUUAAUACAGCCUGUAAUUUCCUAGAAGCAUGACAGGAAAAAACUCCUAUGUUGGUGAGGAGAAUUCAUUCACCAGAGAAGUCAGAAGGCUAAUUCCAU